GCUGAGUUCUUCCAGGCCCAUGGUGGCGUGAUUGACGGCCUGCCUUUGCGGCGAAAGAGCGUGAUUGCUUUUCAUCCCCAGAUGCUCUUUGAGGAAGGCGAAGAGUUGGACCACAGCCCAGGUUGGGAACGUUUGGAGGACUCGGUGAACGUCUUCCGUGGUGUCGCCCUGGAGCUGGAGUGUGAGCAUCGUUUGGGAAUCUGGCUCUUUGCGGGAAAGUACUGGGCCAGGAUCAUCAGUGGUAGCUCUUUGGUGGUCGAGGCGAGGCCAAAGAACUUUGAGGCUUUGGCUGGGGAGGUUCGGCAGCCUGGCCAGUUGAUGCGGGCAGGACCCAACGCUGACCUUUUCUUCGAUCACACGACCGCCAACGCUGAGCUCAAGGAUGGGAUCUUUCAGCAGACCUUGCCGAGCGGCGAGAUCGAACGAUGGAAGGUGCAUGUGAUGACCUUCAACCCCUUUGUGCGUGUCGAGCCGGUGAAAGUUGAGGCGCCUGGACCGGCGGGACCGUCGACGGGAGCGUCGACGUCCGCGGUGAAGACGUCGACGCCCUUUGUGGAGGGCACUGCAGUGAAGUACUGGAGCGUCACAGUGCAACGGUGGGUGCCAGCGACCAUCGUGAAACAGAACGAGGAUGGUACCUACAGAUUGGACCUCAAGAAGCGUGCUAACCCGCAGCAUCUCAUCUUGCCCGAGGAAGAUGCACCGCCGCUCAGAGCUACAGGAGCGCGGCGCACCACGCGCGCGCCCGCGCGUGUGGCGACGACGGAGUCGUCGACCGACGACUCCGACUCCUCGUCCGAAGAG
Durusdinium trenchii is the source of this 804-nucleotide messenger RNA. The record is from the annotation of a GenBank genome assembly. NCBI's taxonomy places the organism in Eukaryota, Dinophyceae, Suessiales, Symbiodiniaceae.